AUGGGCGAUUAUUUGACCGAAAGUGAACUUUUCAAGCGUGCCAGACAAGGUUAAUUUUAAGAAAAUGAAUAUUUUCGAGCCAAAAUAACAUUUCAGCGAUUGAAAACGACGAACCACAAAAACUGACAAUCGACAAACACGUGGCAUUUUUGAUAAGACAUUUGAACGUUUUCCCAGAAGCUUAUAAUUCUUUGGAUUCAAAUCAGUAAGUUAAAUUAUCACAUAAGAAGAAACGCGGGCCUUAUCAAAAAAUGUUUGAAACAAAUUAUUUUGGGUCCGAAAAAUUCCAUCUGAAUCUUUGAAAAUAUUUCGUGAAAAAAAUCAAAAUUUUUUUUCCAGAAUCACACUUUUAUAUUUUGCUCUUUCUGGUCUCGAUCUUUUGGGAGAACUCGACUCAUUACUUAGCCCAACUCGUCGUCAAGAAUAUAUCGAUUGGAUUUAUCGACUUCAAUUCACAAAAGGUUAG
Messenger RNA from Caenorhabditis angaria, 466 nucleotides. NCBI's taxonomy places the organism in Eukaryota, Metazoa, Nematoda, Chromadorea, Rhabditida, Rhabditidae. The record is from the annotation of a GenBank genome assembly.